Molecule: messenger RNA, 519 nt
Organism: Tetrahymena thermophila SB210
Lineage: Eukaryota; Ciliophora; Oligohymenophorea; Hymenostomatida; Tetrahymenidae
Exons: 2
Source: RefSeq, a predicted model, not a curated record
AUGUUAAAGCGCCAUGAAUCUUGCUUACAAAAUUAUAAAAUCUUUUUAGAAGAUAUUCCUUAAGUGGUUGUAGUCCUUACAUUUAAUUUAAGAUUUUCAAAAACUAAAAAUUUAUUAGAUUGGUUAAACCUUAGAGUAAUUAAAUUAUUUAUUAUUUUAUUAAAUAAGUAGGUAUUAGUUAUUACAGUUUUGAGUAUGUAUAAAAUUAAUUCUCUUAACUCCGGUUGGUAAGACAUUUCAGAAGUUUACAAAAUUAAGAUAAGCCAAGAUAAUUAAGAUAUAUUUACCUACUUAUCAAUACCUAAAGUGAUAAGUAAAACUUUAUUCUUUAAUUAAUAGUAUAAAAUAAAAAAAGAUUUAUAAAAAGGGGGUUCCAGUAGCUAAAAAUCAAAAAAAAAAAGAAUAGAAAGAUAAAGAUGCUUAAAGUUCCAAAGUGCUUAAUAGAGUGAUAGGUAGUUAAAAUGCUCUAUCAGAUAAUAAAAGUGUCCGAUAAUCUUAAAAAAGUAUUUAAGCAUCUGA